Messenger RNA from Carassius auratus (goldfish), 1741 nucleotides. RefSeq lists its product as uncharacterized. The record is from RefSeq and is a predicted model, not a curated record. The transcript has 5 exons. The coding region runs from base 57 to 659 and encodes 200 amino acids. NCBI's taxonomy places the organism in Eukaryota, Metazoa, Chordata, Actinopteri, Cypriniformes, Cyprinidae.
GUAAGGCCACUCGUAAUCACUGAUGGCUUGGUUUUACCCUCUGUAAAGAACUCAGAAUGAGAAAUAUGAAGAUUCCAGAACUGCUGUUGUUUGCAAUGGCAGCAUUGCACUGUGGGAUAACAGAAGAAAUAGACUUUAUUAUGGGUAACUGUAAUGAUGUCAUCAGACUUCCUUGUACAGCUACUGACCAAACAAAAACCUACCGUUACGUCAUGUGGUAUAAAAAUGAUAAUGUUCCUAUCAUCAAGAGGAAAAAAGAUGAAUAUGCAUACUAUAACUUGACCAACAUUUCUCUGGAAGAUAAAGAGACCCUGGUGUUAAAAAAUACGCAACCUUCAGACUCUGGAGAAUAUAAAUGCUUCCUGGCUGCAGAGGUUGGAGGUCAAAAUGAUGAGUCUAUAGUUGGAUUGAAUAUCUCAGAAUGUUUGGAUGUGAGCACAGUUUAUCCCAUCACCACCAUGAUCCCUGCUGAAUCCUGUCCUGCUGUAGAAGAAUUAACUGUUCCCUGGGCUGUGAUUGGCUUUUCUCUUAUUAGCAUCACCAAAAUUAUUCUUUGCAUUGUAACCGUGGGGGUGUGUGAUCGAGUCAUAUUUAGAACAGUAAGAAGAAAACAGGAAGGAAGGGGAAGCAAGACUGGAAGGUCAAGCUGGAAAGACUGAGAUUCACAAAAAGCUGAUAGGAUCAUUUUAGUUUUACGCAUCCAUUAGCUAACUAAAACAGUCCAAGCCUGUAAACAUUUACAAGGUUAUUCACAUCAUUAGGUUGUGUUGAUAGGAUCCAUUUUAUUUCUGUGUGGUUUGGCUAUUCUUAAUUACUUUUUUAUGGAUGGUUUAUUCCUAGGGGAAGAAGGACAUCUAUAAUGGGAGCUGUUUUAUAGCUGUUGAGGGAGACAAGAGUCAGGGAGGGCUGCAAUUCAUUAGGCCUGUGCUCUGCCACAGCUGCACACUCUUGCCUUUUGUUUGUUUUUACAUUUCCCCCCAUUUUUUAUAAUUGUAUAUCCUCUGUAAAUAAUUUUUACUGUCUGCAACAAAUAUAUGUACUUUAUGAAUCUUAAGGUUUAUUACUAGGGCUGCCACUCGAUGAAAAUUUUAAUUUAUCUAAUUAAUUACAUAAUGUGGUGAUUAAUUAAUUAUUAUUAUUUUAAUACAUUUUACUGUGAAAAUACCCUUAAAAGAUAAUUUAUAGCUAUUGUGUUAAAUUGACAAAAAGUAGCUUUAGAAAUAAAUAUAUUAUUUGAUUAAAAAAAGAAAGAAAGAAAGAAAGAAAGAAAGAAAGAAAGUAAAAGAAAAUACACGUUUAGGCUACAACAGCCUAACAUAAACUAUAAUACAAAAUGAUCUGAGAAAAAUCAAGUAUUUUUUGUUCGAUUUGUUCAUAUGGUUCAAAGUUCUGCUGCAUGUGGCAUUAUAGAUACAGUAAUAUUUUCGCUGCCAAAAUUGAGCAAAAACAGACAAUAAUUGACCUUGAAACCAGUCAUAAGUAGCACAGAUAUAUUGUAUGGGUCAAAAUUAUAGAUUUUUCUUUUAUGGCAAAAAUCAUUAGGAUAUUAAGUAAAGAUCAUGUUCAUGUAAAGAUCUUGAAGGUAUUUGGUAAAUCUCCAUAUCGAAACAUAAUUUUUGAUUAGUAAUAUGCAUAGCUAAAGACUUAAUUUAGACUUAAUAAAACAUAGUACAUUUUUUUUUGCACCAUCAGAUUCCAGAUUUUCAUAAGUUGUAUCUCUUCCAAAUAUAGUCCUAUCCUA